Molecule: messenger RNA, 485 nt
Organism: Amoebophrya sp. A25
Lineage: Eukaryota; Dinophyceae; Syndiniales; Amoebophryaceae
Source: the annotation of a GenBank genome assembly
AGCGCACCGGGAGGUGAAUGCGCCAAGUCCAAGUGGCGACGAGGAUCAACCAGAUGCUGGCGCUUUUAUGUUGGGGGAAAAGCACUCGAUAGUCUAGAACUAGGUACUUAGAGUUUGAUCUUUCUACUCUUACAAUAAGAAAAGGAGAGCUCUCGUAGUUGUGAUAUUUUUUCCUAUAUUCUUUUCUGGAGGUAGCUUGCUGUCUUAUUCUCAUCUGUGAUAUAUCCUCUAAUGCUAAUCAGCAGGCAAUUGUUGUUCAUCUUCUAUCGCGUUCACGAGACAACUAAAAUACUUACUUGCGUAGGCAGUUUUAUUGUGCAAGUUGCUGUUAUGUGCUCGCAGUUACUUAUUUUGUCGUGACUUCAUGCUUACGGGAGAGUGCAGCUCCUGUCACUGUGAGGACUCGGAGGCCUCGGAGGCUCAGCCCGUGGUGCAGCGUGGACCUAAUCUGAGGGGGUCGAUACCGUACCAAGUCGAUGUCGAGG